UGAAAAAAUGCGCCCGUGCGCUGCCAUUAGUUAGAUUAUAGAGCUUUGAGUGUCGAGAGGAGAGUUUGAAAGCUGCGUGGUUAUUUGUUGGUGGUGGUGCGCCGGUGUCACCUCGUUGCUGUCGACGUUCUGACAUGAAGCCGUCGGCAGGCAGUACUGCAGGUUUACGGAAGCGUUGAGUUUGAAGGGCAGAGUGAGGACGGAGCGCCGCUGCAGCCGACAUUUAUGUUUCUCCCACGGAGCUGCGUCCGAGUGUUGAAGCCCACCUGCUCCUUUUCACACCGGAGUCCGAGGAGGGAAGGAUGCCGAUGAUUCACCUGAGACUGAGACGACUGGAACGUGAAUCCCAGUGUUUUCCUUUCCCAGUGUUUCGUUAACGUUUUAAAUUGAUCCUGUCAGCUGCUGUCGUUUCUCAACAUCUGCAAACGAGACCCUCCAGCUGUUCAAAUAAUCAAGAACCACAACAGAAAUAUCAAGACAUGGACCAAGAUAAUCAGAGCCAAAGUCAGACACAGUCAGCCAGCGCAGGUGGAGCAGCAGAAGCUUCAACGGCAGUGCCAGCUGUACCACCUGUGCCACCUGCUGUAAAUCCAGCUACCAGUCCUAAUGCUGCCCAGCUUGCUGCACCUGCCAGGCCUCGCCGACCUCAGAGAAGCACCAGAGUAGAGGGAUCUGUAGACAUCUCUGAGACCAAAGCCAAACCCACUCCAGUUGACAGCCAGGAAGAGUGCAUUCCUGAUGGUGCUAUGCCGAGCCGUCAUAAGGCCCCACGCCCUGCAGCAGUCAGACCAUUGGGAGAGCAUGCCAUACCUACCAUAAAAACUGGCAUCAAAGGCUCAGGUUACCAUCCAGUCAGGGCUGCUUCAGUCCCUCAAGCAGCCACCAGUGAGCCUUUGCCUCCUCACCUAAAUCCCCAUGCACAGAGGGCCCUCUCUGUGGUGGGCACAGCUGACACUCAGCCUCAGACUGUGGAAGACUUCAGGGUGCACAUUAUUACUUGGAAUGUGGGUUCAGCCAUGCCACCUGAUGACAUCACUUCCUUGCUGGGGCUAAAUGUGGGAGAUGGAAAUACAGACAUGUACAUCAUUGGGCUGCAGGAAGUGAACUCUAUGAUUAACAAAAGGCUGAAAGACGCCCUCUUCACAGACCAAUGGAGUGAGGUUUGCAUGGAGAGGCUCAGCCCCUUCGGUUAUGUGCUGGUGACCUCUCAGCGAAUGCAGGGAUUGUUGCUGCUGAUUUUUGCCAAGUACUACCAUUUGCCGUUCCUUCGCGGAGUCCAGACUGAGACCACCCGCACUGGCCUGGGGGGUUACUGGGGUAAUAAAGGUGGAGUGAGUGCUCGCAUGUCAGUAUUUGGUCACACCAUCUGUUUCCUAAACUGCCACCUGCCGGCCCACAUGGAAAACUCAAAUCAGCGCAUGGAGGACUUUGAGAGCAUCCUACAGCAGCAACAGUUUGAGGGCCAAGCUGCCACCGGGGUUCUAGACCAUGAUGUUGUUUUCUGGUUUGGGGACCUCAAUUUCCGUAUUGAUGACCUGGAUGUACAAGUGGUCAAAUCAGCCAUCGACAGCAACAAGCUUUCUGUGUUGUGGGAACAUGAUCAGCUCAACAUGGCUAAAGACAGUGAGACAGUGCUGGAAGGAUUUCACGAGGGGCCGCUGAAAUUUCCUCCCACCUAUAAGUUUGACGUUGGGACGGACACAUAUGACACAAGUGCGAAGAAGCGUAAACCAGCAUGGACUGAUCGGAUCCUGUGGCGACUGAGGGCCACUGCACCUUCGAGUGCCACUGGGAGCGCAGGUAAUCGAGGCUCCAUUUCAGGAUUGACCAGCGGGACCAAGGUGACACAGCACUCCUACCGAAGCCACAUGGAAUUCACCAUCAGUGACCACAAACCAGUCUCCUCCAUCUUUACCAUGCAGUUCCCAUACAAAACAGAUGUUCCUCUGGUCACACUCAUGGUGGAGGAUGAGUGGAACAGUGUUACUGAUGCCAUGACCAAAUUCAAGCUGGCACCAAACUAUUCACGCAGUGCCUGGGACUGGAUUGGGCUCUACAAGGUGGGUUUCAAACAUCACAAAGACUAUGUGGGAUAUGUAUGGGCAAAGCAAGAGGAAGCUGAUUUUCAUCGACAGGAGCAGGAGGUAACCUUUACUGAAGAGGAAUUACCCAAAGGUUCAGGGGACUUUAUCUUGGGUUACUAUAGCAACAACAUGAGCACCAUUGUGGGUGUAACAGAGCCAUUUCAGAUCCAGCUUCCCUCGUCAGAACUUGACACCAGUUCUUCAGACAGUUCUGACUUUAGCUCUGAAGAUGACAGCACAGUUGUCCUCAUGAAAACAAGGUCCCGCAGUCCCAGUCCACAGAAACGCACACACUCUGCACAUAGAAGCCAUUCUGGCAGCCCCACACAGACGAAACUGAAAGAGCCGAACCUCAGCGAAGGUCCCUCGACUGCUGACAGUGAGUCCGCAGAACAGCCAACAGACGGCAGCAUCAGCGAGGCAGCUGCUCCUGAGGAGAAGGACUAAGAGGCCGGGGAAUCGGUGGUGUGAUACACAACUGAGUCUCAGGUGUGGACACUACAGGGACCUGACAUUUUCCAUUACAAAUUUAUGGUCAGAUAGUAAUAACACAUGAAAUAGUAUUUCAUAAAGGCCAGUGUCCACAUAAGAUGCACACUUUGCUUUAGUUGUAAGUCAUGUAAGGAACAUACUCUUCACAUCUACUGUCCGAAAAUAUGUUUUAUACUGACGUCGGAUUCACGUAAUGAGUUUACAAAUGGAGAUAGCCAUGCAGUUUAACUUUGUGGUAUGACUCCAGUCCUGCAAAUGUUCCUGAUUAUACAAGAACAAUGUGUAACAUGCACAAAGUAAAUAACAAAAAGCAAAGAUCCUCCAGUAUGAGUAAAAAAUAUAGCAAAACCAAAGUAGGUGGAGCCUAAUGUGUAGAUGCUCAGGCAGUAUCCAUGUCAUCAGCGCAUAGUGUUUGAGCAUAACAGCCUUUAAAUAACUGGGUCAGUUACAGCAGUGAGAUGCAAUGGGUGUGGCAGACCAGCUGUCAGCUGACAUAGCACUGCUGCCUUUAAAAUGUUUGCCCAUUAACUGCACUGAUCAGCCUACAGUAAUUUAAAAUCUAUAGCAGUGUCACCCAGAGCAAACAUAAGAGUCUACAUAAUUUGAAUGAAUUUGCCUGUUCAGAUUACAUUUAUCCAAUUAUUUAUUUGGAAAACAAAAACAUGUUUUUGGGUAAAAGUGCUUAGUCACGUUAGUCUUGUUGGCUUAUUACUGUGACCUUUGAUAUGCCACUUUGUAACUUUGAGCUGUAACAAUAGGAUGGUGUGCACCAUUGUAGCUCUGACCUCAUAGUGUGUGUACAUGUGUGUGUUACCUGUGUUUUGUGCAUUUUUAUGUCUGUGUGCUUGUGUGGCUAGCUGCAGCUGUGCUGAGCAUAAUGUACAUUGUGGUACUGUGAUUUUUGUGCCGUAAAGUGCUGUUUUUGACUUCUUUGUAUUCUUUCUGGCUGUUCAAAAAAAUAAAUCAAUUAAUUAAUUAAUAAUAAUAAUUACGGAAAAAAUUGUAGUAAAGAUGAAAAACAAAUUUAAGGUAAAUGUUAGGUAAACAAAUUGCAGGAUAGCUUUCCUUAUAUUUCUGAAUUUAUUUGAACAAUUUCAUAGUACAUCUGUUUAUUUUGAAAUAAAAAAUUGAUCUUAUUGUCUAGAAGAACGUUUAAAAUUAAGAUUAUAUGAACUGUUGUUUUAGGUGAUUUUGAGUAGACUGCUGUGAACAGUGCUGUAGUCAUAAGUCGUGACUAAUCUUGUGAAAUGCUGAACAAAAUUUGUCUCAAGAAUCGUAUUGUUUUGUAAUUACAGUAUGUGGCUAAAGUAGAUGAUUGUGUAUUUAUGUAAAGGGACAAUGUGAAAUACAGUAUAUAUGUAUAUAUAUAUAUAUAAUAUGUGUGUGUGUGUAUAUAUAUGUGUGUGUAUGUGUUCCGACAGUCUAUGCCACAAAGAUUAGAUUAUGUAUUUAUUUUCUUAUUUAACUCUGUAAAAUCAGCUUGAAUUCUGCUGGCCAGUGAGAGGAAAAUAAUUUGGAAGUUAAAAUUGUAUGACAGAACUUUAUUUCAUUACUGAAAACCUAGAAGAAAGUCUGAUUUCUUCACUUUUCAUUUUAGUAAUUUAGUUUUUUGUUUUUUGUUUAAAAAUGUACAUUCAUUCUAAAGCUGUAUGUCUGUAAAUUACAGUAGAUUGCCAUGGUGAAGAAAAAAGUCAUAACUGUAAGAAAUCUACCUUGAAUAUUUGGCAUCUGAUUGUGGUUUAUCCCUGUGAAAACAACUGAUCAGUGAGAAUUGAAAGUUUUGGGGGUUUCUUGCUCUGUUCACUAACCCAGAUCUACUGCUAUACAGUCCAGAGGCAUAAUAUACACUUACAUA
Molecule: messenger RNA, 4431 nt
Organism: Thalassophryne amazonica
Lineage: Eukaryota; Metazoa; Chordata; Actinopteri; Batrachoidiformes; Batrachoididae
Gene: inpp5jb
Product: inositol polyphosphate-5-phosphatase Jb
Exons: 14
Coding region: 480-2531 (683 amino acids)
Biological process (GO): phosphatidylinositol dephosphorylation; negative regulation of peptidyl-serine phosphorylation
Cellular component (GO): plasma membrane; cytoplasm; ruffle
Molecular function (GO): phosphatidylinositol-4,5-bisphosphate 5-phosphatase activity; phosphatidylinositol-3,4,5-trisphosphate 5-phosphatase activity
Source: RefSeq, a predicted model, not a curated record